AUGAAUAACAAUUCUACCAAUUUAAACACGAGUCCGCCGCGGGUCGGUGGCGGCGGCUCCGGGACUGUGGACCAUGAACUCGUCAUCACCUCCACUUUCGGGACGCUUCUCUCCGUGGUCUACAUCAUCGGAGUGUCGGGGAAUGUGUACACCCUGGUGGUGAUGUGUCACUCGAUCCGCUUCGCCACUUCCAUGUACAUCUCCAUCAUCAACCUGGCUCUGGCGGAUCUGCUCUACCUCUCCACCAUCCCCUUCGUGGUGUCCACCUACUUCCUAAAGGACUGGUACUUCGGGGACGUGGGCUGCCGCAUCCUGCUCAGCCUGGACCUCCUCACCAUGCACGCCAGCAUCUUCACCCUCACCGUCAUGUGCACGGAGCGCUAUCUGGCCGUCACCAAGCCGCUGGACACGGUGAGACGCUCCAAGAGUUACCGCAAAGCUCUGGCGUGGGGGGUCUGGCUGCUUUCUCUGGUUCUCACCGUGCCCAUGAUGAUAAUGGUCGCCCAGACCACUAAGAACACGCCCGAUGGGGGCGUAAAGAGGAUGUGCGCACCCACCUGGGCACCCCUGGCUUAUAAAGUGUAUGUGACUGUCCUGUUUGGCACCAGCAUCAUGGCUCCGGGGCUCAUUAUCGGUUACCUGUACGUCAAGUUAGCCCGCACUUAUUUGGAGUCCCAGCGCAACUCUGUGAUCAGCAGGGGCGGCAAGCGGUCACCAAAACAGAAAGUGCUGAUCAUGAUCUUCACCAUCGUGCUGGUGUUCUGGGCGUGCUUCCUGCCGUUCUGGAUCUGGCAGCUGCUGCCUCUGUACCACAACAAGCCCCUGAGCCUGGCCUCGCAGACGCACACCUGCAUCAACUACCUGGUGGCCAGCCUCACGUACAGCAACAGCUGCAUUAACCCUUUCCUCUACACGCUCCUCACCAAGAACUACAGGGAGUACCUGAAGAACAGGCACAGGAGCUUCUACAGGUACACGUCGUCGUUUAAGCAGCGGCCGCCCAGCCUCUACUCGUGGGGGAAGUCUGCGUCCUCCAGCAACCAGUUUGAGUUCAACUCCGAGACGCUGGUCAUGGGGACACUGAAGUGA
Molecule: messenger RNA, 1089 nt
Organism: Morone saxatilis (striped sea-bass)
Lineage: Eukaryota; Metazoa; Chordata; Actinopteri; Moronidae
Product: urotensin-2 receptor
Exons: 1
Coding region: 1-1089 (362 amino acids)
Biological process (GO): blood vessel diameter maintenance; regulation of blood pressure; neuropeptide signaling pathway
Cellular component (GO): membrane
Molecular function (GO): urotensin II receptor activity
Source: RefSeq, a predicted model, not a curated record